CUAAAUCAGCCAGACGCUCUGUCAUUCACCAGCUAUAUCUCUCUAUGGUAUUCUACACCCAUGCGCCUUCAUGAAAUAUUUCACUAGGUUUGUGGAAGAAAUAUUCAAAUGAAUGUGCUUUUUCAGGAAUGGUGACACCAGAAUGUUGUAAAUCUGUUCGUUACCACAACAAGGAUAAAUGGUAUUUCUGCCAAAGACUUUUGAUAACGGGGGCAGUAAUGCAUCGCAGCACCUUCUGAAAUUAAAGGUCUGCCCUGGAAGAGUUCAUUUCAAAUCUCUGCAGAGGAUUUAACAAUGGAAUACCAAAAUUUCAGGAUGCAGAGAGACUAAUAGAAUUUACACAAAAAUUCCUGCUGAAUGAAUUUCCCCACCUUCUUGGUGAUUGUACACCUGCCUUCCUUAUAAGGAGAACAAGGAAGUAAAUCAUGCUGAAGUUGCUUUUAAACACAGCUUUUCUUCUUUACCUGUCCAGCGAGAACUGAACCGAAUGGGGAUUGAGUUUCUCUGCCUGUUCUUUCUAUUUCUAGGAAGGCAUGAUCACGCACAAGGUGGCUGCGCGUUGGGAGGUGUGGAAACCUGUGAAGACUGCUUGCUCGUUGGCCCUCGGUGUGCCUGGUGCUCUCAGGAGAAUUUUACCCAUCCAUCUGGAGUUGGAGAAAGAUGUGAUACCUCAGCAAAUCUUAUAACUAAAGGAUGUCAACUAUCCUUCAUCGAAAACCCUGUCUCCCAAGUAGAAAUACUUAAAAAUAAGCCUCUCAGUGUAGGCAGACAGAACAAUAGUUCCGACAUUGUUCAGAUUGCACCUCAAAGCUUGACUCUUAAAUUGAGACCAGGCGGUGAACAGACUCUGCAGGUUCAAGUUCGCCAGACGGAGGAUUACCCGGUGGACUUGUAUUACCUCAUGGACCUCUCGGCCUCCAUGGACGAUGACCUCAACACAAUCAAAGAGCUGGGAUCCCUGCUUUCCAAGGAGAUGUCGAAAGUAACCAGCAACUUCAGACUGGGCUUCGGCUCUUUUGUCGAAAAACCUGUCUCCCCUUUUAUGAAAACAACACCGGAAGAAAUUGCCAACCCUUGCAGUAGUAUUCCAUACUUCUGCUUACCUACAUUUGGAUUCAAGCACAUUUUGCCAUUGACAAAUGAUGCAGAAAAAUUCAAUGAAAUUGUGAAGAAUCAGAAAAUUUCUGCUAAUAUUGACACACCAGAAGGUGGAUUUGAUGCAAUUAUGCAAGCUGCUGUGUGUAAGGAAAAGAUUGGCUGGCGGAACCACUCCCUCCAUCUCCUGGUCUUUGUGAGCGAUGCGGACUCUCAUUUUGGAAUGGACAGCAAACUGGCAGGCAUUGUCAUUCCUAACGAUGGGCUCUGUCACUUGGACAACAGGAAUGAAUAUUCCAUGUCAACUAUCUUGGAAUAUCCAACAAUUGGACAACUCAUUGAUAAGCUGGUGCAAAACAACGUAUUAUUGAUCUUUGCUGUGACCCAAGAACAAGUUCAUUUAUAUGAGAACUAUGCAAAACUCAUUCCUGGAGCUACAGUAGGGCUACUUCAGAAGGACUCCGGAAACAUUCUCCAGCUGAUCAUCUCAGCUUAUGAAGAACUGCGGUCUGAGGUGGAAUUGGAAGUACUGGGAGACACAGAAGGACUCAACCUGUCUUUCACAGCUGUGUGCAACAAUGGGACUGUCUUUCCACACCAGAAGAAAUGCUCUCACAUGAAGGUGGGAGACACAGCUUUAUUCAACGUGACUGUGAGUAUACCAAACUGUGAGAGAAGCAGGCGUGUUGUCAUAAAGCCUGUGGGGCUGGGGGAUGCCAUGGAAAUACUUGUCAGUCCACAGUGCAGCUGUGACUGUCAGAAGGAAGCGGAAGCGAACAGCCCCAAGUGCCACAACGGCAGCGGCUCCUUCCAGUGUGGGGUAUGCGCCUGCAACCCUGGCCACAUGGGACCCCGCUGUGAGUGCGGGGAGGACAUGCUGAGCACAGACUCCUGCAAAGAGACCCCGGGCCACCCCUCGUGUAGUGGAAGAGGCGAUUGCUACUGUGGGCAGUGCAUCUGCCAUUUGUCUCCCUACGGAAACAUUUAUGGGCCUUACUGCCAGUGUGACAAUUUCUCCUGUGUGAGACACAAAGGACUGCUCUGUGGAGGCAACGGCGACUGCGCGUGCGGCGAGUGCGAGUGCCGGAGCGGCUGGACGGGCGAGUACUGCAACUGCUCGGGCCGCACGGAGCCCUGCGUCUCCGAGGACGGCGCGCUCUGCAGCGGCCGCGGGGACUGCGUGUGCGGCAAGUGUGUCUGCAAGAACCCGGGGGCCUCGGGACCCACCUGUGAACAUUGCCCUACCUGCGGCGAUCCCUGUAACUCUAGACGGAGCUGCAUCGAGUGCCACCUGUCUGCAGAUGGCCGGGCCCGGGACGAGUGUGUUGACAAAUGCAAGCUGGCUGGUGCGACCAUCAAUGAAGAAGAAGAUUUUUCAAAGGAUGGUUCUAUUUCCUGUUCUCUGCAAGGAGAAAAUGAAUGUCUUAUUACAUUCCUAAUAGCUACAGAUGGUGAAGGGAAAACCAUCAUUCACGGCAUCAGCGAGCAAGACUGUCCAAAACCUCCCAACAUUCCCAUGAUCAUGUUGGGCGUUUCCCUGGCAAUUCUUCUCAUUGGCGUUGUCCUCUUGUGUAUUUGGAAGCUGCUGGUGUCAUUUCACGAUAGGAAAGAAGUUGCCAAAUUUGAAGCGGAGCGGUCGAAGGCCAAGUGGCAGACGGGAACCAAUCCACUGUACAGAGGCUCCACCAGUACCUUUAAAAAUAUAACCUACAAACACAGGGAAAAACAAAAGGUGGACCUCUCCACGGAUGGAUAAAGCUACUUUAAGCAUGGGAAAAUGUCUGUUUCACUGAUAUGAAAUAUUAAUGCACUAUUUAAUUUUUCUUUCUUUGUUGCUUCAAAAUGAGGUUGGUUUAAGAUAAUAAUAGGUCAUUUGGAGAUCAGUCAUUCUCUGUUUGAAGGUUAGAGACUGUGUUGGCAGGUUCAAAAUAAUCAAGAAGAGAAAUAUCCUUAGCAAAAGGGUGACUUUGGGGAUCACUUGAGGAAUACUCUGUUGCAUUAAUACCUCAAAAAAAAUUCACCAAAAUGAUUCAUGGGUGCCUGAUUUGCAUUUGAAAAAUGUUUGGAAUUAGAACCUCAUUUGUUACAGGAAUACAGCUACCUGGAGUCUUUGUCUCAGCAAAGCCACAAAGUCCAUGUGCUUAUAUUACGUACUCUCACUUCACAAUUAAUUCUAAAUUUUUAGCAAAUCUACCCUUUCCUAAAGGAGGAUUUUUUUUUAAUCUAUGAAAAAUGAAAUGUUGACUUUUAUUUCAGCUGAGAGGAUGAAAUUCUUCCAAAGAUGUCCUAAAUGUAAGAAUGAAAAUGAAGUGUUAAAAUUUCUGUGGGUUUGAAUGUAUUGAAAAGUAUGGUACACAAACAAGUAUUUUAUUUGUUUUGCAUAUAAAGAAGAGAUAAUUUAUAAAUUAGGACAUCACCAGUAGAAAAAUAAAAAAUACAAGCCAAUUGCUUAGAUUAUUAAUUAGCUAAAAAAUAAAUUUCUAUACUCAGUUUCCCUCUUGACCCUGACUUUUCAAACUACUUCUCCCAUAUUUCUCAACCCAUUUUUACUCAGUUUCACAGUUGUCUAAACCCUGUGACAUAUGAAAGUACUGAUUUCUUAUUAAAGUUACUGUAAAUGGUUAAUUUAUUCACAAAGAGCUCCAAUAAUACAAAAGGAAUGUGGGUUGAACAAAAAAAAACUUUUACAUGGUUUUAAAUGAAACCCAUCCAGAGUACACAAGUCUGUCAAGAGUAAUAGGCUGUUAAAAUCUACAUUCUUCUUCCAUUUGCAUUACCUAGCUUGCACAUUUCAGUUGCAUAUGGCAAAUACACAACACAUACUUACUUUAAAAAGUAGGCUUUUACUUGUAAAAUACUUGUGGGUAAUUAGGGAGCCAUAGGUUGCUUGAAGAGAUAGACUGUGUAGAAUAUUAUUUCUUAUGGUCAAUACUGCUUUAUAAAGAAGCAUUUUCAUCUCAUUGAUCCUGAAAGAGAAACAACCUCAGAGCGUGUGUAAAACUGGCCCAGCACCUAGGUCUUCCGGCUCCUGCCAUUUCUUCUACCCACAGUAUGAGGCUGAUUCUUUUGUCAGUGAAAUGACUGAAGGAUUUUGUAAGUUAAGGGAUAACGAUCAUUCACUUGAAAAUGUACUGAGACUAAACAGAAUACAUUUAAACGACUGGAACACAGGUGAGGCUUUGUACUUCCGUGCAACGUUUCAGUACCUUUGGGUAAAUUGUAACGUGAAGCCUUUUCCUAGGUGAAUGGUUCCUUACGUAGGGCAGGCUUCACGUUUAUCCACGGAAAUGGCACGGAGUAAUCUGUGAUAAGUUUCUUUGAUGCUACUGGAUAGAUUUGUACCCACUUGGUCACGUGGAGAUUUUUGCCUUCUGGUGUCUCAAUAACUCAGGUAAAUCCGACACUGGGGGAGUACACAGCUAUACUAAAAGCAUUACUAAAUAAGCACCUUGGAAACCUGAAGGGCUGAUGUACCCACUGUCUAUGCUCCUGGCCGAAGCCCGGCGUCUGGAGCAAACCUAGAGCAAAAAGGAAGUUGCAGUACUGACGACACAACAGUAGUAUUCACCUCCACGUGGGAUAUUUUUGUAUUGUUACUGGAACGGGAUUUUUAGAAAAUGUAAGUUUCCUUUGUGUGUAUAUUGGGGAAAGUAGAGAAGAAUCUGCUAUUUCUCUAAAUUCUGUUUUGACCCAAGGCUGGACCUUGAAAAGGCCAAAACAUUAACAGUAGUACUUCUGUUCACUGAAGAGUUAUGUUACUUGGAGACAAAAUGGAUUUUUUUUUGUAAAUUGUUUUAAUGUGUUUUGUGUUGACGUAAAUAAACAAGGUAAUUUAAACAAUGAA
Molecule: messenger RNA, 4939 nt
Organism: Manis javanica (Malayan pangolin)
Lineage: Eukaryota; Metazoa; Chordata; Mammalia; Pholidota; Manidae
Gene: ITGB6
Product: integrin subunit beta 6
Biological process (GO): cell-cell adhesion; cell migration; cell adhesion mediated by integrin
Cellular component (GO): cell surface; focal adhesion; integrin alphav-beta6 complex
Molecular function (GO): integrin binding
Source: RefSeq, a predicted model, not a curated record